Molecule: messenger RNA, 520 nt
Organism: Sander lucioperca (pikeperch)
Lineage: Eukaryota; Metazoa; Chordata; Actinopteri; Perciformes; Percidae
Gene: mrpl36
Product: mitochondrial ribosomal protein L36
Exons: 1
Coding region: 1-408 (135 amino acids)
Biological process (GO): translation; ribosome biogenesis
Cellular component (GO): ribosome; mitochondrial large ribosomal subunit
Molecular function (GO): structural constituent of ribosome
Source: RefSeq, a predicted model, not a curated record
AUGUCUCCCUAUGCAGCCUUUGACACCAUGGCCGCUCUCCUCUUGAAGCACGUGGCUACCUCUCUGACUCGCCAAAUGGCCCAGAUGAGCCGGUUAAAUGUGGCCGUCUCCUCUCCAGCAGCUAGUGCCUACAGAUGUCUCUGCACCCUCACCACAGUUCCCCGCACACUACUCCGCUCAUCAGCCAGAAUCAGCUCCAUCCAGCCCCCCUUGUCUGGCUCCUCUGCUCAGUGUGGACCAUCUCUGUUGGGACAGUGUCAGCAUCUUCCCUGCAUCCAGCCCUCUGCAGGGAUGAAAACCAAGUCUGCCCUGAAGAGGCGCUGCAAAGACUGUUUCAUUGUUCGACGGAGGGGCCGAUUGUUUGUGUUCUGCAAGACCAAUCCGAGACACAAGCAGAGGCAGGGCUAAAAUGUUGAAGGAGUAAUGAGAAGUUUGCUUUGAGAUUUAGAAUUUAGGAAUUUGGAAGAACUGUGAAGCAAAAAUAAAUUGUUUGGAUGAAGAAUGUGCAUAGCACUUUUCA